This is a messenger RNA of Caenorhabditis bovis, 456 nucleotides long. Lineage: Eukaryota; Metazoa; Nematoda; Chromadorea; Rhabditida; Rhabditidae. The record is from the annotation of a GenBank genome assembly.
AUGAGCGAGCCAUCGCCGCCGCUUCCGCCAACCACGACAGCGGCCAGUGGUGAACGUCGGCAAUCAGUUCGAUCAGCCGGCAAGAAUAAGACGCCCCUCCCAAGAUACACAUCGAUUGAUUUGGAGAAUGAGAUUCCUGAAAUGUUCAACACGUCGUUGAAUCCGAAUCUUCAUGAUCCCGAUAUGACCAUGUUUUUCAAUCGAAAUGCUCCACCGUUUCAUACGAACUACUCAAAACGACACAGUCCGCCGCCGAGUUAUUCGUCGAGACAAAAAACUGGAAGCACAUCUUCAACCUGGUCGACAUCGACAUCUUCAAAGCCUGAAGUAAUAAAUCGCAAACGAAUGGUUUUCAUUUUCCUAUUCUUCUGCAUUUUCCUUAUAAUCCCAUUGUUAUUCCUCAUGUUCUUCUUUGUGAUUCCACAAGCAAUUGCUCUUAAUAAAUCAAUGUUCUAG